This is a messenger RNA of Cryptotermes secundus, 5690 nucleotides long. RefSeq lists its product as uncharacterized. Gene Ontology annotation, molecular function: protein binding. The record is from RefSeq and is a predicted model, not a curated record. Lineage: Eukaryota; Metazoa; Arthropoda; Insecta; Blattodea; Kalotermitidae. Gene Ontology annotation, biological process: positive regulation of double-strand break repair. The coding region runs from base 994 to 5178 and encodes 1394 amino acids. The transcript is spliced from 12 exons.
GACGAGCCGAGCGGUGCCGAGGUGCCGAGUGUACCCAGCUGGACUCCACCCUUCAUUAUGCGAAUUAUUUUAUCUAUGGCCGUGGGCUUGAUCCGUGGUUAGCACGGCUAGUACAAUCACCGUCGAUCACGGUUAACAUUAGAAAUCCGUAAUGGAGGAUAGAACUCGCUAGGUGUCAGUGAUCCAGUGAUCAACGUUUGGUUUGGGUUGGGUGGAGGGGCGGACGUAGUGUGGUUGUUGUUAAUGAGUGUAUAAAAUAAUCCGUAAUCUUAGAAUGAUCGCUUAGCUUGUGAAAAUAGAAAUGUUUAAGAAACUGGUGGUGUUUGAUAACGGAGUCAACUUUAUGGCAGAAUGAUGAAAAUUGCAGUCCACAUUUAAUAAGUUCAUGUGGUAACCUUGACAACUUGUAGACAUUUGUAACAAACCAAGACACAAACACUGUGUUGCAAGCCGUGUGUUCAUCACCCAGCAAGCCCUUCGAGGGACAGCUUUACUCUAAGUUUUCCUUUAUUGCUCAGCAGUGUUGAUAGUGAAGCUGGUCCCAUUAGAUUUAAUGGUGCUUUAUCAGAAUGGAGGACAUCAGGUGGUGUUCAGCUAGGACAACUUUCUAACCUUCCAAAAGAAAGUUAUUGUGUUAGGAAUGAUGGAAAUUUCAAUAGGAUUGAUCAUCCAUCUUCAUAUUUAUCAAGAUUGCUACAGUAAGUCCACAGCCAGUGAGAGUCACUCACUCGUCUGCCAGUAAAGAGGAAAUUAAAGUUCCACACUCAGAUCUAAGUUCUGGAAGGAAUAUUAUGGACUCUGUGAAUGGGCAUCCAGUGUGCAACUCCAGACAUAGAAGUCGAGCUUGAGUGAUGAUAAAACCAAUUCAUUGGUAAGGUCCACAGUCAGUGAAAAUGACAAGUAUAAAGUAAAAUCUUCUAAUUUUACAGUACAUAAGUUAAAGUAUUCCUCUUUAAGUGGCAAAGUGUUGUGAGAGAAAAUACAAUAUCUUCCAUGAAUUCAGGUGUGAAUUCAGAUAUUUUUGGACAGCAGAACAAGAGGAGUCGUGAUAAUAGGAAUGGUUCUCUGUCAGCUGUAACCAGUACUGCAGGCAGUACUCUGUUACGUACCCCUGACAAGACACAAGUGUUAACCAAAAGGAAACUAUCGCAGGAUUCUCCACAAAGUAUUAAGAAGCUAAGAUCACCAGUUCUGCCACCCCAACAAGGAUUGAAUUUUUCAACAUUGUUUAAAAGGAAAUUUGGUACUCCACAGCAUAAUAAAAUUGAUAAAUAUUUUAUGAGAAAAGAAGUAGAACAUUUUGAUGUAGGUAAUUCAAAAUCUUCUUGUUUGCAUGAAAAUACUUUUGAAUCUGUUGCUCACAUUUCACAAAAUUCUGAUGGAGCUGACUGCUUUAAAAACUGCAGGAGUCACAAUUCUGGUGGAAAAACUGUGGAACACCAUGUACCUGGAGGAGAGUAUGUUGUAGAUUCUGUCAUAGUGGUGUCUGAUGAUGAUGAUGAUGAUGAUGAUGAUGAUGAUGAUGACCCAGUUGUUGUAUCAGAUGAGUGUGAUGCUGCCAAAAGUCUUAAUGAAAAGUGGGAUGGUAAUGUUUAUGACCUUGAUUGUUGUGAUUUACAUGAUACUGAAUCCACAAAAGUUACAACAUUUGUAGCUAUUCUCUCAGAUGGAAAUCACACAAAAAGGGCCCAUCAUCCUAAUACAAUGUGUGGUACAAAGACAUCAGCUCAAGCGAACAUGCGUUUUGCAGAAGACGUGCAAGAACUGAAGAAGGGAAAAUCUCUGCAACCCCAUGUAGCUGGAGGCAAAUUUGUUGGAGAUUGUGUCAUAGAGAUAUCGUCUGAUGAUGAUAGCAAUGAUGGUGACCCUGUUGUUGUUAUAACAGAUGAAAGUGAUGCUGAAAGUCUUACUGAAGAGAGGGAAGGUGUUGGAAGUCCAAACAUUUAUGAUCUUGAUAGUUACGAUUUAUAUGAUAUUGAAUCCACAGAAAUUAAAACAUAUACAUGCAUUUCCUCAGACCAAAGUGACACAAAGAGGGCUCAUCAUUCUGAUACUCAGAAUGUGUGUUGUACAAAGGCAUCAGCUCAAGGGAACAUGCAUUUUACUUGUAAAAGAAAAGAAUUAGUGGACAGCCCUGGUCUGCACAUGGUUAAUGUUAAGAAACCAGUGCCUUUUGAUGUUCCUGGUCAGGAACAAGUUGGCAGUAGCUGCAGUGAUGAGCCAGCAACUAUUAAGAGCCUCACCUGUAAUUCAGCCAUUUUUGGCAGCCCUACUGCUGAAGUAGAAACUGCCAGUGGUCCUGACAGUGAGCCAGUAUUUGUCAGUGACUUGAGUGAACCAGAAGUUUCAAGCAACUGUGAUGAUAGUAAACCAUUGGUUGUCACUGGCUCUGAUGGCGAUUCGAUAGUUAACAGUAAAUUAGUGAUUGGCAGUAUGGACUCAGUUAGUGUCAACUGUGUAAAAAGGGACCGUGUUCUUAGUACCAACUCAGACGAGAAAUCACUGAUUGGUUGUAGCAUUCCUGGCAAGGAACUGGUGAUUGAUAACAGUCCUCGCAAUGAGCAUGCAUUUGUUUGUAGUUACAGGAAACCAGGUGCUACAGAACAACUAUUAAUUGCCAAAGAGAAUGUUAGGGAUCCAGUAGUUGUUGGUGUUUGUGGCGAGAAACUAGAGGUUACUUGUGAAUUUGGUAAAGAAUCUGUUUUCACAGAUAUACUGGAUAGAGAACCCACAGCUGUUGAUAGGUCUAUUAUAGAAUCAGUGGUUGUAGAUAUGUCUGAUAAAGGACUGAUGAAUAUUGACAGCCCUGUUACAGAACCUUCAGUUGUUAAUAACUCUGUUAGGGGAAAUGUAAUUGUUGACAAGCCUGAGAGGGAUCUUGCAAUUUUAAGUGCACCUGAUAAGGGAUGUGUUAUUGGUGACCAGGAUAGGAAAUUGGUGGUUCUUGCUGAAGAAGGAUCAUCUGGUGAGAUGGCCAUGAUCGCCAGUCAUGCAGUUAGUGACAGUACAGAUGCAGUUAACCUGAACGAGGGAGGCGCUUCUCAGAAUACAAGUAAAAUUAAUGCUCAGAAUCGCAUUGGUACUAGCAGAAGUUAUGAUAAAUAUCCAAGCACGAGCACCUCAGCAGGAGAUGGCAAAGUUGGAGGACCAGUGAAAUGUGAUCAAAUCAUUGCAUCAUAUCAGACAGUGAUGUAUGAUCACCACGAUAGGGCAGCAGCACGCUUGGAGCUGAGAUGGGUCCCUUUCUGCUGCCAGUACUCGUAUUCCUGCACGCAGCAGCACAAGAGUUCUCUGUGGAAACCAUCUGAGGUGUGUGAUGCAAGGUCUCAGAUAAUGGAAGCCCUAAUGAAUGCCAGACAGUGGUCCUGUGCCUUCCACUUCUGUUGCUCUGUUACUUCUGAGAGAAGUUUUCCUAGUGCUUCAACAGUUUUACGUAUCUUGGUCUUUAUACUUAAUACACACGAAAUUUGCUUGAUUGGAUCAGCUGUAUCAGCAUUCAAGAAGAUUGUUGAUUUACACCCUCCAUGUGCUCCAGACAUGCUGCGGUAUUACACGACAGUCUUAACAAGCACUCUCAUAGAGAACACACCUUGCCUGUCAGACAGUGGAAUUGUGGAUGGUAUUAUAUAUGAGUUGAAUGAUAUGAUAACGUUCAAAGAUUUGAAAAACGAAGACUUGCCUUGCGACAGUUCAGCUGUCUGUGAAGAUCCGUUAGUAACUCUGAACACUGCAACAGAAGAACUUCUGGAUGUUUCUGCUGAAGAAAGAGCCGAGGCCAACAAGAAUUACGCAACUCUGAGUCACGAUGAGAAACUGAAUCGUCUUUUCAUAGUUUUGGAGGUUAUAGUGGAACUGUUAGAAAUUGAUCUCUCUGUUUUUCUCGUGAAACAUAGCUUUCAGCUACGAAAGGCAUUGAUUCAUCGCUCUUACAGGCCUCUGAUAGUGUCGGUACUGUGGAGAACCAAUACAGUGCAGGGAAUUGGACGUCUGAAUGGCAUUUGCAGAUGUAUCAUUUCUUUAUAUGCAAAGUGCUUUGUCCAUAAUAUCAGUUUUAACAAGUGGACUGUUAUAGCAAGACUUCUGACCCUUGUAGCUGAAACUGUCAGGGCGAGUGAGAGGAAUGACGAGUUGCUGUAUCCCUACUUUGGUGAGCAGUGCAAGACUCUGGCUCGAGAAGUGAGCCAGUGUUUGUCAGGCAUGAACCCAGAGGAAUUGGUUCGAGUUCUCAGUGAGAUGAGACCAUCAUUUCUCACACUUUAUGUCACCAAUUUUCUUCUCAGUAAUGCCGUUGGAUAUGAAACAGACCCCUCUUUGAACACAGUUGUUGGAUUGAUAUCAACAUGCUUUCUGCCGCACGACAUGGAAGCUCAGAAGCUGAGUCCGCAAGUAAAAACAACUUCAAACGGUGAAGUAACUGAAACGAAGGGAAUCAUCAACAAGAGAGACAAGAAAGGAGAAACAAUCCUUCAUCGUGUGUGUCGAAGAAAUAAAGUCUAUGAACUGAAAGAGCUUUUAAAGGAUCCUGAGGUUGACGUCAAUGUUAUGGACAAUUUUGGUUGGACAGCUCUGCAUGAAGCAGUUCAUUAUGGUGCCGUCAGUUGUGUCUAUGAAUUGCUGGAAUACAAACCUCCACCAGGUCGCUGCAGAGCUGAUGUGCAUGUGCAAAGUGAAGAUGGCACGACACCGCUAAUUGAUGCAGUUCAGACCAAUCAGCUAGAAUCCUGCAAAUUACUGCUUAAAUAUGGAGGACCAUUUUUGUUGAGAGCCAAGAAUCGAGACGGUAAGAGUGCACUAGAUGUGGCAACAUCUCUUGAAAUGAAAGCACUGUUGGAAUCAGUUGGAACAGAAGACAAGUUCCUUGAAGAGGAAGCAGCAUGGCAACAUGGCACAUGCAGCACUCUAGUCUCACAGUUGUUGCCAGUAUUGUUACAUUCAUACUUGGACACGUACCUGACAUUGCACAUAGAGAGUGAACUUAAGAAUCAUGUGCAUUAUGAUAAUGAUGAUAUAAAUACUUUACCUGUGAAGAGGAUAGGCAGGCCAAAGUUGAAAUUUGAUUAUCCAAGGUUCUCGAAGGACUACAAGAGUUUGAGAAAACUGAAAGGUAAAAUUCGAGACAAGAGUAAAAAGGUGCCUGGCAGUGAGAUGAUUGGGAAAUUUCUCUUUCUCUUGCAGUGAUUGUGUGUAAUCAAUUACAAAAAUCUUAUGUUAAGUAAAAACGAUAUGACCUUUAUUUUUGUUAAGGAACAUCAGAUAGAAAGAAGUUGCAGUAAGUGCUGAGGCUUUGUUCAUGUCAUACAUUAGAUCACAUCGCUUCUUGUCAUCCAGCAAGGUUUAAAAUGCAUAAAUUUCAAAGACAUUCUAGUUUUGUACAACCAUUAAAUAGGACUUCAUGUGGAAGUUGAGUUACUGUCCAACAUUUGAUUGUCUAAGACAGUUUCAUGGUGAAGUUACCUUAUGUUAAGAGUGAUAGGAAAUUACUUGAUUUAUUUUCAGGAAUUGACUUUUAUAUAUUUUCCUUCUUCCUUCCCUGAUCUUCUCACCUCUAAUAUUGUUCUGUGGAAAAUGUGUAAGAAGUGUUUCUGCGUGAUUGUAAGAAAUUCAACACUACUGUGACUGAUAAUAGAAUUAUGAAUCUUAUAUAUUAAAAAGAUUUGAAAAAUAAUAAAUUGAAUAAUAUUUGAUGUUGA